Staurois parvus is the source of this 324-nucleotide messenger RNA. Lineage: Eukaryota; Metazoa; Chordata; Amphibia; Anura; Ranidae. The record is from the annotation of a GenBank genome assembly.
GAGUUUUUCAUAUACAGCAUGGCGACAUGGAUGGAUGGGAGCCAAUUAACCUACCAGUAUGUGUUUGGAGUGUGGGAGGAAACAGGAGUACCCAGAGGAAACCCAUGCAGGCAUAGAGAGAACAUGCAAACUCCAGCCCUGGUUCACACAUAUGCGAUUUGUGAUGCGUUCUUACGGACCCUGAUUCACAUGACAGGCAUACCAGGGAUCAUGAAUCCCUUUGAAUACAUCAAAAUACUUGAUGAGGUCAUGUUGCCUCAUGCCGAAGAGGAAAUGCCCUUGAAAAGUGUUUCAACAAGACAACGACCCCAAACACACCAGUAA